AUGGCUGGCCCCGGUGGUGGUCCCCCUCGCCGCAGCCACACCAAGUCUCGCAAGGGUUGUGAUACCUGCAAGCGACGACAUAUCCGCUGUGAUGAAAACUUUCCUCAAUGCCGCAACUGCACCAAGCACAAGAUCCGCUGCCCGUACAACGAUGUCCAGGUACCCGAUGCUGAGCGCUCAACAACCCCCGACAAGCCCGACUUGAUGUGGACGCCCCAAGUCGAAGCCGCCAUCGCCGAGUGGCAGCGAACGGGCAUCUUCCCUCUGCCGAGCCUAGGUCUAUAUCCAGCUCCCAUGCCCCAUCUCUACUCUCUCGAGGACCUCCGGUUGAUCUAUCAUGUUGCUACUCUGUAUUGCCAGUUGGCGUCCAUUGACGCCAACAACUUUACACUGUGGACCCGCCACAUUCCCACUCUUCUCAGGAUCGGAGCCACAACGCCCUACGUCAUGCACGCUCUACUCGCUUUCUCGGCUAUGCACAUUGCUUUCCUUACUGACUGCCCCUUGGUCGGUAGCAUGGCCUACGAGCACCGUGGUAUUGCUCUCAAUGGCCUGCAGGAGGCGAUUGGCUCCUUUUCUCGAGAGACCUCCGAUGCCAUCCUUGCGGCAUCCCUUGUCCUCUCCUGGCAAGCCACUGACUGGCGCAGCUGGACCCAGCUGAUGCAGGGAACCUCAUCUGUCAUUGAUGCCAUGGAUCCUUGGAAGCAUGAGUCUCAGUUCGGAGACUUCAUCGCCGAGAGCAGCACGUUCCCGACGGCCCCACCCUCGCCUGGCAAGGAUCACCGUCCCAGCCAGCCCCGGCCCGAAGACCUCGAUGCCUUCCAGCGCACCCUUGAACAGAUUCAGAAGGUGGAAGUUCAUCUCAAGCAUCACAAGGAGGACACGACUCAAAUCCAGCACCUCAUUGGCUUCCUCCGGGGUUCUCGUAAGAUCAGCCCUACGCUCUCCAUCGCCCAGCAAUUCGAGCGUCUCCAGCCACUGAGGACAUGGCUCUUUUGGAUGCCCGUCGGCUACCUCCAGAACUACCACGGUUCCCCCAACUCCCUCAUCGUCAUUGCCCACCUCUACACUGUGGCUCUUCUCAUGGAGCGCUUGUUCCCUGAGAUUGGUGCUGCUUACUUUGGUAGCCUUGCCAUCUCGCCUGUCGAGGAGAUUGCGCGACGACUCAUGUCCAUCAACAUUUCCAGCAAUGCUAAGGACGAACUCCAAACCCCGCUCACACUCAUGGAGUUCCCUAUUGACACCGUUGGCGAGUUCCGUUCGCGCAUGGGGUGGAUCCACCCGGAGAGGACCCCCUCGUUCCCUCAGUUCCACCCUCCCAACUUCCCUGUUCAUGAGGUGAUGCCGGCUACCACGGAGUCAUACAUGCCAUACGGGAACCCGGCUUUCAGCUACAGCACCGAGGAGAUGCCGAUGCUGAACGCAUCUGGACCGCCCCCCCAUUCUGCCGUCAGCCCGCUGGUCCUGUCUUCGCCAUUCCCCAGUCAGCAGUACCUGAACAUUCCAUCUCCGGCAUAUACAGGUGCCUACAGCCCAGCCUCUUCGACCUUUGAGGGCUCCGUUGCGUACAGCGACACUGAGGAAUACGGAUCGUUCGACAUGAGCGCCCUGCAAGGAGGGCCUCCAGCCAUGGUCAACGAUCCAGCUCACAACUAUGGCGUCGGGAUCACCACCACUCCGCAAUAUCCGCCUCCCGAGGACCCAACCUCCUAUAUGGCAUCGCUCACAUCGGCCCCAUCACCGUACCUCAACCCGGAACAGCUGGGCAUGCUCCCUCUUCCCGAGUCUCCGCUUCCUUCGAACUCGGCUCUCCCCCGACACCGCCACACCGCAUCCAUGUCAUCGGGUCCUCAUCCAGCGUCUCCGCUGGCGCAGACUCACUUGAUGCAGAACCCUGACAACAGCCGACGACGAGCCACCUAG
This is a messenger RNA of Ilyonectria robusta, 1923 nucleotides long. RefSeq lists its product as uncharacterized. The coding region runs from base 1 to 1923 and encodes 640 amino acids. Lineage: Eukaryota; Fungi; Ascomycota; Sordariomycetes; Hypocreales; Nectriaceae. Gene Ontology annotation, biological process: regulation of transcription by RNA polymerase II. Gene Ontology annotation, molecular function: zinc ion binding; DNA-binding transcription factor activity, RNA polymerase II-specific. The record is from RefSeq and is a predicted model, not a curated record. The transcript is spliced from 8 exons.